UCCUGGGCCACAGCUCAGAGAGCAGAUACAUACGGAUCACAGGAGCACCAACAGGACUCAACUCCACAGCAGAGACCAUGAGCACCCAGUUCAGCAAAGGACCCACAUUCGGACUCUCUGCUGAUGUCAGGAACAAGCUGGCACAGAAGUAUGACCCUCAGAUGGAGGAAGACCUGAGGAUGUGGAUUCAUGAGGUCACGGGUCGAGCGGUUCCUGACAACUUCAUGGAGGGACUGAAGGAUGGUGUGAUCUUGUGCGAGCUGAUCAACAAACUGCAACCUGGAUCCAUUUCGAAGGUCAAUCAUUCAACCCUGAACUGGCACAAGUUAGAGAACAUCACUCACUUUGUUCGUGCCAUUGGUGAAUAUGGGCUGAAACCACAUGACAUCUUUGAGGCCAAUGACCUUUUCGAGGACAUGAACCACACCCAGGUCCAGUGUACCCUCGUCACAUUGGCUGGAGUGGCCAAGACUAAAGGCUUCUACACAAAAAGUGACAUCGGUGUGAAGUAUGCAGCAAAAAAGCAAAGGAAAUUCAAUCCUGACAAGAUGAAAGCGGGGAAUAGCAUUAUCAGCCAGCAGAUGGGUUCCAACAAAUAUGCCAGCCAAAAGGGCAUGACCUCUUAUGGAACCAGACGCCAUCUCUAUGAUCCCAAUAUAGGCAUGGAGAAACCAGCGGAUCGAUCCACUAUAAACCUCCAAAUGGGCACCAACAAAUGUGCCAGCAUGGCUGGAAUGUUUGCUCUUGGCACAGCGAGACAGGUGACAGAAAAGAACGUAAAUCUAGACCCGGUGGACACUACAACCGUGUCUCUGCAGAUGGGAACCAACAAAGUGCCGUCUCAGAGCGGCCUCACCCCAAUGGGAGGCGCACGUCUAGUGUAUGACCGCAAAUACUGCGCCAAGCCUCAUGAACAAGACGGCACUGAUUUCAUUAAUUAAUACUCUUACACUCUGGUAUUCAGCAUUGGAAGAUAAUGCCCCUUUCUUUCCGAUCCCAGACCAGAAUAACUUAAUAAUCAUCUUUAUGUGGAAUAUUAGUCAUACAGUAUGUGCUUAAUUAGAGAAUCAAUCAAGCUAGUCUUUGAUCAGUUUAAAGGGGAUCAUCUACCACACAAAAACUCCAGAUCAACUGGUUUAGGUGCUUCAUUAUGGAUCAUAGUUUGCCUAAUAUAACAUUAUCUUUAAAUUCCUCAAAAAUUGAUGUAAUUGGUCUUUAAAGUCAGAAUAUCAGAAGCUACAAAUGUGAUUAAACAAACAAAAGAUCAUCAGUUAGUAUCCAUAUGUGGGGACAACAAAUAUGUAUUCACAAAGGUAAUGAAAGGAUAAAACAGUUAUGAUAUUUGUCUGAUAAAUGUAUCUUUGCCCUACAUUUGGUGAGUCAUUAAACAAAAAGUACUUUAAUUGUUCCCUGUCAAAUAUAGAUGUAUGUUUAGAAUAUACACAACUUGUGUAAGCAUUGAGGAAGUGUUGCAAUGACAUUUGCGCAUUUUACACACUUUUGAACUUUUCAGCCUGUGCUUGCAUAUGUCUGCUUAAUGUUUGAAAGCAGCAAGAAACCAACAUUUUUAGGUAGCUGCAUAUCUAUAAUUACUUGUUUGUCACUAUUUCAUUAUUGUUAUCAUUUUAAUUGUUGCAAAAAAACAUGGUUGUCUUAGUCCUGUAUUGUAUUAGGGUAUCCUUACAAAAUCUGCUGACAGUAGGCUAUCAAGGACAGUGAUGUAAUUGUAUGGUGACUCUGAUAUAUACAGUAAUACUGAAUGAUACACCAAGGUUUUUCAAAGAAUACAGUGGAAUUACCAUAGUACCAUGUCCAUAUGAUACACUGUCCGAAAAAAAUAUUCCAUGGUGCAUUUUGGCACUUUUCUUCAGAAUUCUCUAGAAUUGUUCUCUACUGCAUUUUAAAUAUGAAACACUGUCUUUUAUUGUGGAUAAUA
Messenger RNA from Labeo rohita (rohu), 1936 nucleotides. It is a transcript of the gene cnn1a, whose product is annotated as calponin 1, basic, smooth muscle, a. The transcript has 7 exons. Gene Ontology annotation, biological process: actomyosin structure organization. NCBI's taxonomy places the organism in Eukaryota, Metazoa, Chordata, Actinopteri, Cypriniformes, Cyprinidae. Gene Ontology annotation, molecular function: actin binding. The record is from RefSeq and is a predicted model, not a curated record. The coding region runs from base 78 to 941 and encodes 287 amino acids.